This is a messenger RNA of Mya arenaria, 29291 nucleotides long. RefSeq lists its product as uncharacterized. The record is from RefSeq and is a predicted model, not a curated record. Gene Ontology annotation, biological process: homophilic cell-cell adhesion. The transcript has 149 exons. Gene Ontology annotation, cellular component: plasma membrane. Gene Ontology annotation, molecular function: calcium ion binding. NCBI's taxonomy places the organism in Eukaryota, Metazoa, Mollusca, Bivalvia, Myida, Myidae. Bases 128 to 28612 code for a protein of 9494 amino acids.
AAAGACUCGACGUUCGGUUAGGUUAUACUCGACUUGGGCGUUCACCGUACCGGUUAAGAAAAAUAAAUCCGCGUUAUUUCGGAUCUUGAGUGCUCGACUUUAAAGAGCGGGCAUUUCGAGCGCUGAUAUGGGGCGCGGUAACUCCCCGCGGUGCUGGGCGGUGGCCAUUUUCGUGUUGGCAAGGCUGUCCACAGUCCUAACACAAACACCAUGCCAAAGGAAUGAUUUUCAGACGGGGUCGGUGCUUUCGGUCAGCGUGGAUGAAGGCACAAAUCCGCAAUUCAAUAGCGUAUUUUUCGACAACUACCGUGACCAGAUCCCUAUAGCGGGGAACUUCGGCCAAAACGGGCUGUCAGUCACCUUCAACCAGGGACAGAAUUCGGACCUUCCGCCCCAACAAUACUUUACCUUAGAAAGUGUUGGUGGUUCCGGCAUAUUCGUCCGCCUUAUAAACACCCUGGACAGAGACGGGACGAUUACUGGUGUUGUCAGGGACUCUGUAACAUACGAUUUGUUAUGUACAUUCAACGGAAAUCCCACUUCGUACACCCUGGUGAUCACAAUACGAGAUGUAAAUGAUAAUGUACCCGUUUUUACAAAUCUACCCACAGUUGUCACAAUUAAUGAGCUGCGGUAUACAGGUCUGUCUGUGUACGAUGUGAAUGCCGAGGACAUUGAUGCCGGGGUUAAUGCUAUCAUUACCUACUCCAUCAUUUCCGGGAACAAUAACAACAAGUUUGCCAUUGACGGUUCCGGUCUGGUUACCUUUGCUGAAAGGCUUGAUUAUGAGACCCAGAAUUUCUAUGCCCUUACAAUCAGGGCACAGGAUAAUGGAGUGGAUAUCCAGCAGUCAACAACAGCGUUUCUUAAUGUGACCGUCCAAGAUGGGAACGACAAUUCGGCGGCAUUUAUAUCAACCAACUGUUUGACAGAUACACGAGGGUUUUGUGUCCGGGCCAAAUAUACCGCGACCAUUCUCUCAGGGUCCUCAAGUGGGCGUGUGAUUGUGAGCCCAUGGGACGUGAGAGCAAGGGACAAGGACACACUUCAGGCUGCCGUGGAUUUCUCCAUCUUUAGAACUGUUCCAGCAGGGUACGAGACUUCAUUCAGUGUGAGCACGUCUACUACGGGCUUUGACAACUUUCAGCAGUACUACACGGCUUCUAUUUCACAAACACAGACUAUUAAUAGAAACAACCUGGCUUCAACCAAUGGAUACAUAACCAUCACAGUUGCAGCUGUUGAGAGGACUUCUCCAAAUUUUGAGUCCUAUGCUGAUAUAGAACUGUUUGUGAUGAACGCCAACCUGUUUCCGCCAUCAUUGGUCUCUGUGUCCGGCUCAAAUAAUGGACUCAUUUCCGAAGCUGCCACUGUUGGGGACUUUGUGACCUACUCAACUUUCGGCCAAAAUUUCCGAUUUAUGCAGCUUAAAGUCACUGACCAGGAUUAUUUCACAGAUGAAGAAAUAGACAUGACCAACUACUUUAUCUCGACCAAUCUGAACAACUUGUUCACCAUUACAAGUGAUGGGUUUGUUCAAUUGGCCAGUUCCGGGCUUGACUUUGAGGCUGCUACAAGCAACCCCAUCUUACUAGAGGUUGUAGUCAGGGAAACCAACUCUGCAAAUCAGUUCAGUACCACAACGACCUUGACCAUCAGUAUCUCCGACGCUAAUGACAACUCUCCAGUGUUUCCCCCAAACGCGUAUGAAGUCUCAUUCCAAGAAGGAACCUACCAGUUUAACACCUUCAACAACAACCAACCACUUGACUUGAUAACAGUGACUGCCACAGAUGCGGAUGCAAGCUCACAGUUUAGAACCAUCACUUACAGUAUCUCUGAUGUGAGCGAUAAUGGUGGGGGUCUUUUCAUUAUAAGCCCGACCUCUGGCCUGUUGGAAGCAGAUGGCACAUUCGUCGGUCCAAUGGUUUACACUGUUAAAGUUCAGGCCUCCGAUGGAGAAAGAUCCACCGAAACAGCUGUCAUAGUGACUGUGACGGACACGGGUAUUGCUUCCCCAUCAUUCCCUACCCCCACGAUAAACAUCGUUGUGAGUGAAGGUGCCCUCUCAGGGGCCUCUGUGUAUACCGCCAUGGCCUCUGACCCAGAUGGGGACACACUGACAUACUCUAUGAAUCAGCUAAACAACAACCAGAACACUCCAGACUUUAGUAUCACCAAUGGAGGUGAGGUUCGUGUAAGGUUGGCAUCCAACAGCCAGGCUGGCGUGAAGGUUCUUAACCGAGAAUCUCGAACAUCUUACAUCUACUUGAUAACUGCACGUGACCCUACCUCGCUUACAGCCUCCAUGACGCUAAGCAUCAGCAUUUCAGACAUCAACGACAACAAUCCAAUAUUCCGUAAUGCCCCAUACUUCUUCUCUGUCAGUGAGAAUGAAAUUGGAGUUUCAGUUGGUAUAAUCACUGCUACAGAUGCAGACCAGGCAGAUACACCAAACUCCCAGGUGUUUUACUCUCUGCCUAACACAAAUCAGUUCACCAUCAACUCCCAGUCCGGCCAAAUCUCUGUUAUUGGUUCCCUGGACUACGAGACCCGAAACCAGUACGUUCUGAUUGCCGAGGCCAGCGACAGUGCGGUAGAUCGCAGAACAGGAACAGCUACUGUGACAAUAAAUGUUCUGGAUGUGCAAGACCAAGUACCGCUCUUUGUGGAGACAUCUGUUACUGCUGUCAUUCCAGAGAGCGCGAACAUUGGGGCUGUUGUUGCUACACUUGAAGCGAUUGAUGCUGAUAAUGUUCCAAAUGUCCAGUAUGUGCUGUCUGGCCCAAACAGUGGGGAUUUCACUGUCCGGAACAUCAACGGUAUCGCCAACAUUCUCGUCAAUGGCAACCUGGAUUACGAGACUCGGCAGACAUACAGUCUGGUGUUAGAUACAACUGAUGGUCAGAAUAGUAACAUUGCUGGUACAAGGGCAUCUCUCUUCAUAACUGUUCUGGAUGUAAAUGAGUUCGCGCCUGCCUUAAUCAUUCCUGACUCCAUCAUCAGUGUAACGGAAACUCGUACUAUUGGCUCUGUUAUGACUCAGGUCUCUGCAACCGACGGUGACAAUGCUCCUAACCAGUUGUCAAGUGGUAUAUCGUUCCGUAUCGUGAGCGUUACUCCAUUCUCAGGAACUGAUCUGUUCACCAUCCAACCGUACGAUGGCCGGGUGUUUCUCACCAACUCCUUGCUCUCUGAUGUUGACCGUCCAAAUCAGUACCAGCUAACAAUUGAGGCCAAUGACAAUGAUGUAAACCCAAGGACAAACACUGGUGUUCUCACUAUCAAUGUGAACAGAAACCGGGGCCCACCAGUGUUCAACCAGAACGGGAACUAUUUCGCCACCAUUGAUGAAACUCUAUCUGUCACUAGCACUGUACUGACAGUCACUGCAACAGACUCUGAUAGCACAGCAGAGCCGGUCAUGUACGCUGUUUCACCAGCGGACUUUGGGGCAUAUUUCUUCAGUGUCGGUGAGAAUAGUGGAGUGCUUUCAGUUCGCACCUCCCUGACAUCAGAUGAUAACCUCUCGUACACUGUACGCAUUGUUGCCAUGGAUACCGGUGGUCUGUCAUCAACUGCCACUGCUCAGAUCACAGUGAACCGUAACCUGAACACCCCCACAUGGCUUCAGACUGCUUACACGAGCACAAUUCCGGAGAAUUAUGCCCAGUACACUGAAGUUCUUCAACUUCGAGCCUCUGACUUGGACACCCAGGCACCACACAGAAGUCUUGUGUACUCGAUCUCUAACUCAAACAGUAACGCAGCCAGUUACUUUACAAUCACUAGUACAGGAGUUCUACAGCUUACCAGGACAUUGGUGGGAACUUCAGGAAACUUCCAGUUUGAGGUGACAUUAAGUGACCAAGGACAGCCCCAGUCUAGAACUGCGCUUGAUCGUGCCACUGUGACUGUGACAGUAACAAGGAAUGAGUUUUCUCCCUUGUUCUUCAACUCUACCUACUACACAACCAUCCUAGAGUCCACAUCAAUUGGCAAUUCUGUGAUGACAGUAUCAGCUCAGGACCAAGACACUAAUUCACAGUUUAACCAGCUGACAUUCCAAGUGAUCGGUGAUGACACAGCUUCGACCUACUUUUCCAUCGCACAAUUUGGGACAUCUCAGAACACAGCAACUAUAACAGUCCGUUCCAAUCUUGCCAACGAAAACAGGGAUAGAUAUUAUGUGCGUGUUUUGGCCACUGACAAUGGUAUCCCAGCUCGCAGUGCAACGGCUGUGGUGAUUGUGGACAUCACACGCAACUUUCAGGCCCCUAUCUGGACCAGCAAUGCUCAGUUUGGGGCCACAAUACCGGAGACCCAGGCCCUUGGAGUUCCAUUUUUGGUUGUUUCGGCAACUGAUGGUGACUCCCAGCCACCUCACAACACUGUGUACUACACCCUCGUGUCAGCAAGCUACAACACCAAUACUGGACAAGUUGUUGAUGUCCUCCCGUACUUCCAGCUGAACUCAGCCACUUCAGGGGAGAUUAGCCUGCGACAAGCACUUGUCAAUGAAGUGGCUCGCCCUGCCAGAUACACUCUGGCAGUCAGGGCAACUGACGGGGGUACACCUCAGAGAGAAGCAUCAACUCUGGCCACAGUGACGGUGAACAUCUUGCGUAACACAAACGCACCCCAGUUCAUCGUAGGUUCUUACAGUACAAGCAUCCCAAAGACUCAACCAAUUGGGCAGAGCAUUUUCGCCGUAACUGCUACUGAUGCUGAUGCUACUUCUGGCAACAGUUUAUUCGGAGUGGUGAAAUACCGCCUAGUGGGCGCGAACACGGCCCUCAGCUACUUCAGGAUUGAAGCAGACACGGGAGAAAUUUCACUGUUCCAGAGCGUAGAGACAGACACAACCACCAUCUACACUCUUCUAGUGCAAGCGUAUGACAAUGGUUACCCGGCCCUGUUUGAUACGGAAACAGUCACUGUGACUGUUACGCGGAAUACCCUGCCCCCCACAUUCAAUCAGCUUAUCUACGGAGUUACCAUUCUUGAAACACAGACACUUGGCAACACCAUCAUCACUGUGUCGGCUACCGAUCCAGACUCACUGCAGAACACAUUCAACAAUGUGGAGUACUUUGCCACUGGUACCCAAGAAGCUCUUCAGUAUUUUGACCUGAACCCAUCCACGGGCGCGAUCUCCGCAAGGCAAUCCCUGCAGAAUGACGUCUUGUCCGGCAAUGAUGUUUAUACUAUGACAGUAUAUGCCCGUGAUUACGGCACUCCAAGAAUUCAGAGCAAUGACUUCGCCACAGUGACAAUCACCGUGAUUCGUAAUGAGAACUGUCCCGUGUUCCAAAACACGCCUUACAGCACCGACAUUUCCCAGAGUGUUGCCACUGGAACCAGCGUCUUCUCCGUCACUGCCACUGAUGCUGAUGGUACCCAGUUUGGUGCAGUGUCCUAUACCAUUGUUGGGGACAACGAGGCAGUGAACUUGUUCAGAAUUGAUCAGAAUGGAGUGGUCCGCACAACUGAUUCCUUGUUUGGAAGAUCACAGGAAACUUACGCUGUGCGCAUACGAGCCUCAGACAAUGGAAACCCUGCUUGCUCCACGUUUGAGGUUGUGUACUUCAGCCUAACGCUGAACGAAAACACCCCUCAGUGGCUCCAACCCUCGGUCAGCACAAACUACCAGGACACAACCUCCGUUCUUGAGUCUGUCGGCUUCAACACGGCAAUCUAUACCUUCCAGGCUCGCGAUAAUGAUGUGGCCGCUCCCUACAACACAUUGAAGUACACAGUUACUGGUGAUAACACCGCACCCCUCUACUUCUUCGUUGACGAGACAUCUGGAGAAGUAAAGCUACGGUCAGCCCUGUAUUCUGACCAGUCACAAGCUCAAUACAUUUUGACAGUUGCUUUGGCUGACCAGGCGGGCAGGAGCAAUGUUAACACAGCCACUCUGACAAUUAAUGUGAUCCGCAAUCAGAACACGCCAUAUUUCAUCAACCUUCCUUACCGAAUUGACAUCAGUGAAUCCACUGCCCUUUCCCAAAGCAUAUUCACGGUGACGGCACUUGACGCAGACCAGGGAAACUCAUUUGGCCAAAUUACAUACAGAGCAACAGGCGAUGGCAAUGCCCCGGCAUUUUUCGCAGUCAAUGCCAAUACCGGAGUGAUAUCAGUCACCCAGAAUCUUGCUGGAAACACUGAUGUAGUAUACAACCUGCGAGUGACUGCAUACGACAAUGGUGUACCCAGUCUCAGCAACAGCACCAUUGUUUACAUUACAGUAGAUAGGAAUAGGAAUGCACCUGUUUUCUUCCCAGCAUCGUACAAUGCUCAAGUCGCUGAUAAUGGAAUCCUGGGGUCUGACGUGGUUCAGGUCUUGGUGUCAGAUGCAGACUCUGUACCUCCAUACAACAUUGUGAAAUGCUUCCUUCGUUCUUCGUCAGGAAGUCAAUACUUUUUCAUUGACGAGGACUCCUGUAUCAUCUAUCUUGCCCGCAAUAUCGCUCUUGACGCAAAUGCUCCAAACACAUACUCUCUAACUGUUGGUGCCUUCGACAUGGGCAUACCUUCCAGAUCAGCUAUACAAGAUGCCACUAUCUUCAUUUCUGUACAAAGAAACCAAUUCUCCCCUGUCUUUAGUAAUGCGCCUUACAGACGAACCAUUCAGCAAUCUCUGGGUGUAGGAAGCUUCGUCGAGAGAGUGACAGCCACAGAUGCAGACACUGUUUCCCCAUUUGGAGAUGUGACACUGAGGAUAAUUGGUGAUGAUGAAGGAACUGUGUAUUUCAGCUUUAGUCCAAGUUCAGGAAACAUAACAUUGGCAAGAGACCUAAGUCUGGAUUCUGCUUCAUUUUACCAGCUACGUAUUGAGGCCAGGGAUGGCGGUAAUCCUGCCAGAAGCUCUACAUCUUUGGUUGCCAUCAGUGUCAACAGAAACCUUUUUGAUCCACAGUUCACACAGCAAUCCUACAAUAUUACCAUUGAUGAGACACAGUCACUGGGAGUAAAUAUUCUCCAAAUCAGUGCCUCAGAUUUGGACAGCAGAGCCCCACACAAUGUCAUCACCUACAGCAUGAGAGAGACAAAUUUAAACUCCCUAGCAGCCCAGUUUUUCACCAUCAACUCUGCCACAGGGGCCGUCACUCUGAGACAGUCUCUGCUGAAUGACAAUGCUGAUACACGCAGAUACACAUUCUCUGUCUCGAUUACUGACAAUGGAAUACCACCGAGAUCCUCAUUCAAUACAGCAAGUGUUGAGGUUAAUGUGAUCCGCAACACUGUUGCACCAUUCUUUGUAGGCACACCAUAUGAUACAACAAUUGACUACAAUGCAAACAUAGGAGCUCAAAUAUUUGUUGCCACUGCCCAGGACAACGACAUUGCACCAUAUAAUACAAUCACAUACGACCUGAUUGGUGAUGGAGAUGCCAUAGUUUUCUUCAGGAUUGACUCCAACACGGGUGUGGUCAGUCUACAGCAAAGAAUCACCCAAGAGUCAGCCACUCAGUACAGGCUGACAAUUCGUGCACGUGACUCUGGGAGCCCACAGCUGUUUGACACAGAGACAGUAUUUGUAACAGUACGACGUAACCUGUACACACCCACUUUCUCAGCGCAGGCUUACACUGCCACCAUUCUUGAAACACAAGGACCUGGCACCAGCAUACUCACAGUCCGAGCAUCUGACCUUGACCCUUCGAGUCCAAACAAUGAGAUGCGCUACUUCAUUGACGAGACGGUGACAAGGUUCAGCCUUGACUCUGUAACGGGUGUCAUGUACAUCCAGGUCAAUCUCUAUAAUGAGGCCCAAGAUGAGUACACGUACAACGUUCGUGCACGAGACCGUGGUUCUCCCCAGCUGACCAGCGAGAUUGUACCCAUCACCAUCUAUGUGCUGAGAAACAAGUUCGCGCCCACAUUCAUCAACGAAAUCUAUACCGCUGACAUCACUGAUGGUUACCGGCAGGGUGCCACCAUACUCACUGUUACAGCAACCGAUCAAGAUGACACUAGGCCAUUCAAUGUUGUGACCUACAGCAUUAUCGGAGAUGACAAUGCCCCCAGUCUUUUCUCCAUUGAUUCCAACAGUGGCCAGAUCUCAUACAGCACAAAUAUUAACGUUGACAGUGCAGCACAGUAUAGAGUACGUGUAUUGGCAGCUGAUGGUGGUUUCCCGUCCCUGAUGGACACAACCAUAGUGUACUUAAACAUCACAAGGAACCGAUUCUCGCCGUCAUUUACACAGACCCAGUACAACACUCAGAUCGCAGAGUCCCAGAGUCUUGGAACCGAGAUAAUCCGGGUCUCCGCUACCGACCGGGACACAGCUGCCCCAUACAACGUGGUUCGCUACUCAUUAAUUGGGAGUGUGCGAGCCCAGGAGUACUUCCAGGUGUCGCCAUCUACAGGAGUUAUCUCCCUUAUCAGGCCCGCUUACAACAACACACUGGACAGCCAGUAUACGCUGACAAUAACAGUGCGAGACCUGGGGAACCCUUCACGGGCAGGCACCAACACUGCAACAGUGACUGUGGGCGUGUACAGGAACCAGUUCCCGCCUGUAUUCCAGACAACUCCAUACUCAGCCACCAUCAACGAGAACAUAAACAAUGGGGCAUCCAUAUUUAGGUUUACAGUAACAGAUGCUGAUACACAGUCUCCAUUCAACCUGGUUGGAGUGACAGCUAUCGGAGACGACCUGGCACCCACCUAUUUUUACCUUGAGUCUGUCAGCUCAUCUCAGGGGUCGAGCGUGUACAAUGUCCUUGUACAGGAUGCCCAGGACCUCGCCAUUGACACAGCUAACCAAUAUCAGUUGAGGCUGUAUGCAGUGGAUGGUGGAAAUGUGUUGGGCCCUGGCCUUGCCAGUCGCUCUGCCGUGGAGAUCUUGUACAUUACUGUGCGUAGAAACACAUUCCCGCCCGUAUUUACAAACGCUAACAACCUGCAGGCUACCAUCUCUGAAGAUGCUUUUGCUGGGUCCUUUAUUGUGCAGCUCACUGCUACGGAUGAUGAUGAAAAUGCCCCAGACAAUGUUGUGCGCUAUGAGAUAGUUGGGGACGGACAGGCACCAAACUAUUUCUACAUUAACCCAGUGGAUGGCCGAAUCUCCCUGCUUGCAUCUGUAGAGAACACUGCAACCAGCUUCUACAAGAUCCAAGUGCGAGCGACUGAUGGGGGGUUCCCAACACUUUCCGAUACAACAUUUGUGGAUGUGACUGUAACCAGGGUUACGGAAGUACUUCAGUUCUCCUCCCAAGACUACCAAGUCACAAUCACAGAGAACGUCGCUGUGGCCUCCUCAGUUUCCAGAGUUCAGGCCCAACCUGGACCCGAUAUAGUGUACACUAUAGUUGGGUACAGCAGCGGUCCUGAUUACUUCAACAUCAGCUCCUCCAAUGGCCAGAUCUACCUCCGUAACCACCUUACAGGUGAUCUCAACAAGAAAUCUGUCUACUACUUGAGGGUUCAAGCUAGGAAAGCCUUCAGCACUGGAGUACAGACAGCUUUUGCAAAUGUCACUAUCAACGUCCAGAGGAACCUGAAUGCACCAAGAUUUGAUCAGCUGCUAUAUGAAGUGUCAAUCUCUGAAAAUACCGCCCUCGGAAAUAGCGUUCAACAAGUUCGAGCCAUCGACAAUGAUGUCAUUGACACAGUUCGUUAUGAAAUGCGGACUCUGCAGAAUGGUGGUACUGGAUUUGAUGUGUUUUACUUGGGCCCUUUCUCCGGCCUCAUCUCACUGCGAAGCAUACUCACAAACACCAACAUCAAUAGAUAUGAGUUCCUGGUUGUUGCACGUGACCAAUCCUCCCCGGAGAAGACCGGAACUGCCACUGUGCGUGUGAACAUACUUCGUAGCCAGCAGCCCCCUGUGUUUACGAACAGCCCGCCCUAUAGUACAACAAUCAACAGAGGAGAGGGCGUUGGAACUGUAGUGUACUCUCGCUCAAGGGCUGUGGAUAGCGAUCUUCAGGGCCAGCUAGUGUAUGGUCUGACAGGCAGGUAUUUCAGCGCAGCCUCGUUCUUUACCAUAGACAGAAACACUGGAGAUAUCAGGGUUGCUAAUGACCUUGACCUUGAUACAAGCCUUUCAUACACUUUGGAGCUGUUGGCCUAUGACAGUGCAAUGCCGAGUCAGGUUGCUUACACCAACAUCACCAUUAGUGUAACCCGAAACCCCACAGCUCCCGUCUUCACCACCCAGGACUACGAGAGGACUAUCACUGAGAACUUUGUGCUGGGAUACAGUCUGGUCCAGAUCUUUGCUGAGGAUGAUGACAAUGACUUUGUCAGGUGUGACAUAGAAAGCAUCUCAGCACCAAAUGUUUUCCAACCUCCAACCAAUCUAGAGGACUACUUUUACUUGAAUCCCUACACCUGCCUUCUCACAGUACGCCAAUCUCUAACCACAAUUGGGGUCGGCGCUGUCAGCAUGACCGUACGGGCCACAGAUGAUGGCAUCCCUCCAAGGUCCUCUGCAGUGAAUGCCCAAGUCAGGAUCAACAUCAUCCGCAAUGAAAAUGAUCCGGCAUUCAUCAACACGCCUUACAUCAGAACAAUCUCUGAGACUACAUCAGUGGGAACCAGCAUACUGACAGUCACUGCCACUGAUCAGGACAACGUGAACGAGGCAGUCCGGUUUGAGGUGAUUGGUGAUGAAACAUUUGAAAUCUACUUCGACUUUGAUUUGAGGACUGGGCUCAUUUGUGUUGGAAGAUCUCUUCUUGAGGAGAAACGUGACUAUUACAUUGGGCGAAUAAUGGCCUAUGACAUGGGCUCUCCACCGCGUAGUGCUGUGGUCACUGUUCGCAUCAACAUUGAUCGUAACAUUCACCCACCUGUGUUCAACCCUCUUGUGUAUAAUGCCACAAUCAUGGAGACUGACCCAACCAACACACUCGUUAUGACGAUCACAGGUUCUGAUGCCGAUAGGCUGCUACUGGACCACUGGAACACAAUAUGUUACACAGUGGUGAAUGUUGUCCAGAACAUCCCCAGCCAGAACAUCACUUUCAGCCCAUACUUCCAUCUGAAUUGCCGCACUGGACAGUUGAAAAUCUGCCUGCCACUCUACUAUGAUCGCUCUGACAACACUGCGUACAGGUUCUCUGUGCAGGCAAAGGACAAUGAGGACAGGAUAUCAACCCAGAAUGCCCAGGUGACCAUCAACGUGAUACGAAACCUGUUCCCGCCCGUUUUCCGAAACAUGCCAUACUCCACAACCAUUCCGUGCACAGCCGGGGCAGGAUAUCGCGUCCUGCAGGUGGACAGCACUGAUGCAGACACUGUUAAACCAUACAACUCUGUGCGUUACUCGAUCAUCGGAGACAACAUGGCUCCAGAGAGAUUCUACAUCAACCCGGCAACAGGUGUCAUCUACACCUCCACAAAAAAUAUAUUGCCUGAUAGAGAUACCUUUGUUGUCCGUGUGCUGGCUGAGGAUGGUGGUACCCCAAUGCGGUCGUCCACGGCAACUGUUGUGAUAUCAGUGGACUGUAAUCUUCACACACCAGUCUGGCUCCAAACUAACUACACAGUGACAGUGAAUGAGGUGCAAGACCUGGGAGUCGACAUUCUCACUGUCCGAGCUGUCGAUCAGGAUCUUAGGGCUCCAUACAACCAGCUUGUAUUUACCGCAGUGGACAGGUCAUCCAAUGAUAUCCUUGACUAUGUUGAUGUGACAGCUGACUCUGGAGAAGUCUACAUUAAAAGAUCACUUACACUUAUAAACAGGGAUACAAUUGUGUUUGAAGUAUCCGUCAGUGACAUGGCUAUGACACCAAGGAUUGCCAUGGGCAAUGCUUUCGUGACGAUAAACAUAAUACGUAACAUGUACCCUCCUGUAUGUGACGACAAGUCAUGUGACAUCAUGCUCACCACGUCAUACAGGCCGGGAACCUUCCUCACUCAAGUGUGCUGCUCAGAUGCUGAUGGCAGGGAUGUACCUUUCGGUCAGGUUAGAUAUGCAAUUAUCGGGGAUGAGAAUGCGGCAAACAUGUUCAUGAUCGAUGAACUCACUGGAGGUAUCAGUGUGGAAGGAGAAUUGAACUUCACCAGACCUUACAGGAUUCGUGUUCAAGCUCGUGAUUUGGGUCGCCCAGCGAAGUACGGUUACAAGGUUUGUCACGUGGGAGUGGAACAGAACUUCCAUGCCCCCUACUUCCUGGAUACGGUUUACACGGCAACCAUCCGCAACUGUGAGUUCUUCCCGCUUGGUGCCACUGUCCUUACUGUGGCUGGCAGGGAUGAUGAUUUGGCUGCUCCACAGAAAACUGUUCGUUAUCGACUGGUUGACGACAAUGAGUGUUUCCUGUUGAACCCUGUCACUGGAGACCUUGCCCUUCGCGGCUCACUGAACUAUGAACCUUGCGCAGCGGGUGUCUUCAAUAUGCGAGCAGAGAUCUGUGACAUGGGCACACCGCAGUUAUGUGGGGCCUAUGUUGAUAUUCGGGUGAAUGUUCUCAACAAUGAUAACGCUCCAAUCUUCAUUAGCGACCCAUACUCAAAGACCCUCUCUGAUAGUGCCUCUGUUGGCAGCCUUGUGUACUGUCCAACUGCCAACGAUUUUGAUGCUGAGCCUCCAUGCAACACACUGUCCUACUCCUUCUGUGACGACACAUCACGCAACUAUUUUGCGAUCAACUCUACAACGGGUUGUGUGACCCUUGCCAAUACUCUACCGUUGGACUGUCGAUAUCAGAUCUGUCUCCAAGUAAAUGAUGGUGGCCUUCCGUCUAAGUACGACACAACCACCCUGACUGUGAAUAUCAACUGCAACAAAUUCAGCCCGGUAUUUGACCGCACUUUGUAUGACUGCGAUCAGACAACAAUUUACGAAGAUCAGGUGUUAGGAGAGGAGAUUGUAUGUGUGACAGCGACUGACGCUGAUGAUCGCACACCAUAUAACGAUAUAAGGUAUACCACAUCUGGUAUUGAUUCCACGAAUGCUCUGACGUACUUCGCUGUUUCACCAAAUGAUGGAUGUGUGUACCUGAGAAGGUCCUUGACAACUGACAAUUUCCAGCAGAGCAACUUCACUCUUUACAUUAGCGCAUAUGACCUCGGCACUCCCCAGAGGACCAGCGACCAGCAGGUUCGUGUGAACCUCUGUGUCAUCAGGAACCGUUUCUGCCCCAGAUUUAACAACCUACCAGAGGAAAUAACUAUCUCUCAGUCACAGUCUACAUUUGCUAGGGUCUUCAAUAUCUCGGCCACUGAUGGUGAUGCCAAUGUGCUUGAUGGUCGGUUCAGCCAGGUGAAGUACACUUUGAUUGGGGAUGACAAUGCCCCUGUCUUGUUCAACAUUGACCCGGACCGUGGAUUUGUUACUGUUACCAGCAAUGGCCUUCUUAGUGACAGUGCCAGUGUCUACCAGCUGCGUGUUCGAGCAGCUGAUGGCAGCAGUAUCCUUUGCUACUCUGACUCUGUCCUCACUAUCAAUGUGCUUCGUAACGAGAAUUGCCCUGUGUUUGCGCCUUCACGCCUGUACCAGGCGACAAUCACAGAGUCACAGGGGACUUCUGGACCUGUCAUAACUGUUACAGCGAACGACCGUGACAUUCAUUCCCCGUAUAACACAGUUCGGUACAGCCUUGCGAGCUUCUCGAACAACCGUGACCUAUUUUACAUUGAUGCUGCUACGGGACAGUUAUAUCUCCGGGCCAGUGUCAGCGGAGCUACCAGCAACCAGUACAAUGUGACAAUAAUUGCCCAAGAUGGAGGGUUCCCGUCCUGUCAGGAUAAUGCUACAGUGAUUGUGAACAUUCUCCGCAACCAGUUCCCCCCAGUCUUUGAUAAUGAGCUAUACUCAAAAACCAUUGUCUGCAAUGAGGCAGUCAACACAAAUCUCCUGACUGUUUCUGCAACAGAUGCUGACACUCGGGCUCCAUUCAACAGCCUGCAGUAUGACAUUAUCGGUGACGAUGCUGCUGCAACAUUUUUCCGUAUUAACUCUGUGACAGGAGCCAUCACAUUACAGACCUCUGUCAGUGCCGACACUCAAGAUAGAUACUAUAUUCGAGUACGUGUCCGUGAUGGUGGCAGUCCAGCUCGAUCGGACACCACGGUUGUGGUUGUGUAUGUAACGAGAAACCUUUCCCCACCCGUGUUCAGCCCUCUUCAGUACACUCAGACAAUCGCAGAUACGUGCGAUAUUGGUGGACCCAUUCUGUUCCUGACUGCUACGGAUUCAGAUUUCUGUGACCCAAACAGUGGCGUGCGUUAUGCACUGCGUGGUAACAACGAUGUGCUGGACUACUUUACAGUGAAUGAAAUCAGUGGGGCUGUCAUGCUCCGGCGAUCUGUGUUCCCUGUAGAAGGAUGUGUGGAGGACCAGACUUUCUCUUUUGAAGCUACCGCCUUCGACCUAGGAAGACCUGAUUCCCUUGAGGCACAGACCCGAGCCAGUAUCUCCAUUCGCAUUGAGUGUAACAGGUUCACCCCACAGUUUGUCAACGAGCCAUAUGCAAGAACAAUACAGGAGACUUUCCCAGUGUUAUCUUCCGUGUACAGGGUGACGGCCUCAGACAGUGACACAAGGACCCCAUUCAAUGUUGUGAGGUAUCGCAUGAUUGGAGAUGAUGUUACACCAACAUACUUUGGUAUCAAUGAAGCAAGUGGAGUUAUCAGCCUUAGAAACGUCAGCCUUCUCCAAGAUGCGGCCACCACCUAUACAGCCCGCAUUGAGGCGUAUGAUGGAGCGUGUCGCACCAGAACAGCCACAAGUACCGUGAGAAUCACUGUUCCCCGCAACCUGUGUGACCCGAUAUUUGACCGUACAGAUACUUACAGUGUCAACAUUCUGGAAACCGCCCCAGUUGGCUCACUUGUGUAUGACCUUGACACUUAUGGCCUCGAUAUUCAAGCUCCUGAGAACACGCUGAGGUAUAGUUUGUGCCCCAAUCAAGGCAACACAGGAUUCUUUGAUGUCAACUUUUUCAAUGGGAAGAUAACUCUGCUCCAGUCAUUCGAGAACGUCAACACCAACUUCUUUACGGUGUGUGUGGAGCUGGUUGAUGGAUGCAGUCCGCCACGUACAUUACAGAGAAACGUCAAUGUGAAUGUGGUCCGGGUGAGCACAGAGACACUGCAGUUCACUCUCCAAACCUGCUAUUCUGUCACCAUUCCCGAGACUGAACGGGUUGACCAGUCCAUCAUACAGACCUUGGCUAAUCCUGGUAACCCAACCUAUAGCAUUAUAAGCUUUGAGCCAGGCACAACCUACUUUGGUAUCAAUCCAAAUACUGGCAACAUCUUCAUACGCAGAAGCCUGUUGGAAGAUCCGGUAUACCUGACUUUCUACAGACUUCAGAUCCAAGCCAGAGCUGUGAUUGGUGGUGUGGAACAGACUGCGGCUGCUUGUGUGAACAUUACAGUGACCCGUAACUCUAACUGCCCUGUGUUUAUUGGGGCCCCAUACUCCACAGCGAUCAGUGAGAACCUAGUUGUCGGCCGGUCGGUUGCGAGUGUGCUAGCAAGGGAUGGCGAUGGUGAUGCUAUCAGGUACACAAUUAUUAGCAACACCCAGGAUCAGUACCCGUUCUACCUGAACCCGUUUUCUGGGCUGAUUUCACUGACCACGUCCCAGUUUAACACAAACGUCCCGUCCUACACCUUCACUGUACAGGCCAGUGAUCAACGACCAGAACCAUGUGUCACCACUGCUCAGGUGACGGUCGUCGUUAACCAGGUGUGUACAGGUUCACCUCAGUUCUCGCAAGGCCCAUACUCAGGAACAGUCCGGGAAAAUGAAGCGAAUGGCACUGUUGUCACCUCAGCAUCGUGCUUCGAUAAUGCCCUCACCGGCAGUAUCGUAUAUGAGCCGUAUGGGUAUUCAUUGGCUGCUGCCUAUUUCGAAAUUGACAGACAGACUGGCAGUGUAUUUGUAUCUAACUCCAAUGCUCUCAGAUUGCACAGAGGAUAUUCUUACAGUUUCCCAAUACAGUGCUAUGAUUCCGCGUGCCCAGACAGGAAGGUAUACUCAGACGUUUCUAUAACUGUGGAGUGCAGCACAAAUGUUCCCGUUUUCCAAACUUCAAGAUAUUUCAAAACCAUUUUCGAGACAUGGGAACUUGGCACUGAGAUCCUGGCAAUAACAGCCAGUGACAAUGAUGGAGACGUGAUCACAUACUCAAUUACCGGUGAUGCUUUCGGAACAAGUUCCCGAAUUGAGGAGUUUUACUACAUUGUGUCGACCACUGGCGACAUCUACCUGAAGAAACCUUUGACCGAGGGAACUCAGCUCACUGAUAAUAUUGGGCUGCGGGCGUGUGACUCCCGAUGUGGUACUCCCCAGUGUGGGACAGCAGUGUUUACGCUUACAAUCCAGCGAGACCGCUUCAGCCCCUUCUUGCAGCCUUGCAGUGCAACCAUUGGCACAGAAUGUGAGAUCAACUCACUUGUAACCCAGGCUAGGGGCACUGAUGGCGAUCUCAUUGGCCAAAUAAGAUAUGUUGCUGAUGGUGAGAACCCAUACUUCAAUCUCAACUCAACCACUGGUCAGAUACGCCUCCAAUCAUGCCUGACCUCUGACACUGCGGCCGUCUACUACAUGCGACUGCGUGUAUUUGACACAGAGUAUCCAGCUAGACAGGGAACGGGGACAUGUACGAUCUUCGUGAACAGGAACCCCAACCCCCCAAUAAUAACAUCACCCACCUGUGCAGCAUCCAUCUCUGAAAAUGCAAAUCUCGGACUACGAGUGUUCAACAUCACUGCUUCUGAUGCUGAUGGUGACAAAUUAAGGUACAGAUUUAGCGGUUUGACAGACUCUGUGGUUGCAAACACAUUCUUCCUGGAUCCUGACACUGGCAGCGUCAUUCUGAAGUCUUCAUUGACCACUACAUUCAGGAAUACCUUCCAGUUUACUGUAACAGUGAGUGACCAGUCAAACCCUGAAAAGACAACCUCGACUAACUGCUUUUUCACAAUCCUACGUGACACUUGCCCACCAGAGUUUAUACGCCAACCAUUCCAAGUCACUGUUGACGAGUGCCUCCCAGAAACGGCAAGCGUGUAUACAGUGACGGCCACAGACUGUGACCUCCAGGGCUCGUUGGUUUAUAAUGUCUACCCGAACUUCGCCACUGAUGAUCUGAGGGCUCAGUAUUAUUUCUCUAUUAACAACAAUGGUGAAAUCAGGGUGCGGAAUAACCUUCGAACUGAGUCUACUGUUUCCACCACAUAUGAGUUUGUGGUGCGAGCCUAUGACAGUGUUUUCCCUGAUGCAACAGGCACAGCGACAGUCACUAUUACAGUUGGUCGUAACCCCAGUGCUCCUGCGUUCGAUUCUAACUCGUACCAGGCAAACGUUGAUGGCUGCCUGUGUUCAGACACUAAGGCUGUUUCCAUCUUGAACAUUAGUGCAACAGAUACAUGUAAUGACCGGGUACACUACUCAUUUGUGCCUCAGAGUGAAGUAUUUAACCAGAAUAUCAACAGAGGCUUGGACUUCUUCUACAUCAGUGAGUUCACAGGCCAGGUCUUCAUCAAGCAGCCUUUGUAUCUUGAUCAGCUGCAGGAAACCAGAUUCACUAUGCAAGUUCAGGCAAGAGACCAGCGUUUCCCCAACGAAAAAUCAUCGGUAGUUCCUUUGACAGUGUUCGUGUCGCGUCAGUGUGACACGCUAUCUUUUAUUAAUCAGCCUUACAGCAGGGUGGUGUCAGAAAACACCGCUGUUGGAACAACUGUAUUCACCGUUGAUGCCAGGGACAGCACGGCAACUGGCCUUAUACAAUACAGGAUUACUGGGGAUAGCAGCGGACCCUAUUACUUUGCUAUCAACAGUGUAACUGGAGAUAUUUUCGUCCAGAACCUUCUCAACACAGAUAAAUUCACUAACAGUUACACUGUACGAGUGGAAGCCUAUGACAUAGACUGCAGAACACAGGUUGCCGAGGCCCAAGUGAACAUCCAGGUCAUAUGUAACGAAAAUGGCCCAGAAUUCCCCCAGUCCACCUAUCGGGUCACUAUCAAUGAGACAGCCACCAUCGGAAACUGCUUCCUCACCCUGGCAGCCUCUGACCAAGACCAGGAUGCCAUCACCUAUAGCACUGCCUCCAACUUAGACUUCUUCAGCGUGGGAGUCGAUUCUGGGGCUCUCUGUCUACGCAAUACCCUACUAAAUGAUAUACAGACAGAGUACACGGUUAGAGUGGUUGCCAGUGACAACAGUGAGUGCAACCCUAAGACAACUGUGACGGAUGUGAUAAUAACAGUUACACGAGACCAGUUCCCUCCCUUCUUCCUUAACACGCCAUAUUCUACCACCAUUCUUCAGUGUAACAAUAUUGGAGGAUUUGUCUUCAAUGUCAAUGCCACAGAUCGCGAUCUUGCUGGCAGAAUCCAGUAUUCUCUGAUUGGAGACUACCCAGCCCCAAGCUUCUUCAGUGUGGACCCAUUCAGUGGAAUUGUCACCACGACAACAACUCUUCUCCGAGACAUCAACUUUGCCUCCGUCUACACUGCACGAGUGACGGCCAUUGACAAUGUUCGACCAAAUUUGGUUGCUACAGCAACUGUUGCCAUCAGUGUGAUAUGUAACCCAAGUGCCCCCGUUUUCACGCAGUGCGUAGGGGCAACCAUUCCAGAAUCUACUGCAGUUGGCUCUGUAUUGUUUAAUGUUUCUGCAAAUGACUUUGAUUCAAAUGAUGGGGUUACCUACUACCUAGCAUCUCAAUCAUCCAACAUUCGAUAUUUCUUCGUGGACAAAUUUACUGGCCAAGUUUGGCUUACACAGUCACUUGUAGGCUCAACCCUCUCUAGGGUGUUUUUGACAAUCACAGCGUGUGACAGCGGAGUUCCACAAAGGUGCUCAAACACUACAUGUGGCGUCUCUGUAGUAACUUGCCCAACUACCCCACCCACCUUCAUCAGCGAGCCGUAUGACCGAACUAUCCCAGAAUCCACAGUUGUGGGUAGUGCCAUCCUGUCCGUUACAGCAACUGACCAGUCCGUCCUGGGAAGCCGAGUGUAUGAGGCGAUGACAACGACUUAUCCCUUUGCUCUUGAUAGAAACACAGGCAUCAUCACCCUGCAGUUUGAUAACCUGUAUUAUGGACCAGAAGUGUACUCAUUCCGUGUUCGAGCCUACGACACUGCAUGCACCCUUUAUGACGAGAGUCUUGUGACUAUCCGCAUCACUAAGAACCCAAGUGGGCCUGUGUUUACACGAGAUUAUUCUACCAACGUCCAAUGCAAUCUCUCCCCUGGUAGCCUCAUCCUCAACACAACGGCAGUGGAUUCUGAUGGGGAUGUAGUCCGCUACUACUUGACAGAUAUUGUGGGGUCAGAAUAUUUCUACAUCACAGCUGAUUUCGGACAGAUUUACCUCCGAAGAUCUCUGACUGGCUCUAACAACCAAUUCUCAUUCCGGAUCAGCGCCUCAGAUCAACGCAACCCUGAGCGUGUUGGCACAACCAACGUGUUCAUCAAUGUACGAUGUGACAGUGGACCACCAUUUUUCGUCAAUGAGCCAUACACAUUCACUAUUUGUGAUAACCCUGUGGAUACUGUGGUAUAUGAGAGGGUUAGGGCCCAGGAUAAUGAUAUUCAGGGAAGCCUCCGUUAUGAGGUGUAUGGUAAUUUCCCAGCACCGUCAUUCUUCACAGUAGACUCGACUAAUGGAAACAUCCGGCUUAUCAGGAGUCUGGCUGAAGAUGUCCUAAGCAGGUCAUCUUACACGUUGUCGUUACUGGUGUACGACACUGCCUACCCAGAUGCAAGGGACACGACUGAUGUCAUAAUCAACGUAAUUUGUGGUGAUACUUGUCCCCAAUUCCGACCUUCUUCAACAUAUAGAACUUCUGUAUCUGAGAACAGAGCUGUUGGGACAGAAAUACUCAAUGUCAAUGCAUUUGAUGCUGAAAAUAAUGUGGUUCGCUACGACCUUGUGAAUGGAACCAAUUCAGCCCUUACAUAUUUCUACCUUGACCCAGCAACUGGUGCUGUGCUUGUGCGAGAUGACCUUGUUAGAGAUCCAUUUAUUAGUCGCUAUUUGCUGACAGUUCGAGCUGUGAGUCGGGAGUGUGUUGUAUACGCAACAGUGGAGAUUCUUGUUAACCGUGAGGUUUUUGAGUGUCCGUUCUUUACCAAUACACCAUACAGGCGCACAAUAUUCUCAUCCCAGGCUCUUAAUCAAACACUCGUAACUGUAUCUGCUGGGGCUAGAAACCUGGUCGGUCAGAUCCGUUUCCGUACUCUUGGCUAUUUCCCAGCAACAGAUUACUUCCGAAUUGACGAAGUAAGUGGAGCAGUCACCAUGUACCGCACAAUUCAAGACCGUCUUACCUGCACUCAGGUUUAUGUACUUACUGUCGAAGCUUACGACAAUGCCUUCCCUAUCAACGCUGAGCGAUGUACUGAAGACAUCUACAUUGAAGUGAACUGCAAUCCUAACCCCCCUGUUGUGAACUCCUUCUACUCUGAAUCUGUAUGUGAGACAAUCGGCCUUGGCGCCAACAUUGUGUGCGUCAGUGCAACUGAUCAGGAUGGCGACCUUAUCUCAUACGAGAUGAUUGAUGACCAGAACAACUUCCAGACCCAGUUUGCCUCAGACUUUUUCUAUUUGACGUCCAAUGGCUGUGUUUAUGUGCAGCAGGUCCUCACAGAGUCACUUAGAGAUACAUACACAUUUACCGUAAGAGCACGUGAUGAUGGAUACCCACAGAGGUUUGUGGAGACCACGGUUCAGAUUGUUAUCCUGCGUGAUGCGACAGCACCUGUGUUUGAUUAUCAAGAUGGCAACUGCAUCACUGUGUCACAGAGAGCUAUUGUCAAUGGAUCCUUACCCAUUCUGUCUGUCAGAGCAACUGAUUCAGACCUUCAGGGCGAGAUUGUUUAUGAAGCCUAUGGUGACAGCUUGGCUCAGUAUUACUUCAUGAUUAACCAGCUUGGGCAGAUCUUCGUGAGAAACAGUCUAACUGCUGCAAGAUACGGCACAUACAACUUGAGAUUGAGAGCGUAUGACAACUACUACCCCUGUGAUCCCAGCUACCCUCGUAACUAUGGUUACACAACUGUGUGCAUCCAAGUAGAGUGCCAGACCAGUGUUUCACUCGGUCAGACCAGUUUUCAGUUCAACAUUAAUGAGAACUACCCACUUGGAAAUACCAUCGUAAACUUCGGAGACAUAGGGGGUCUGCCACUUCACUACCAGCUUGUCCCAACAAAUGGCAAUGACUCGGACUACUUCUAUGUGAAUUACUACACUGGAGAAUUUUCACUGCGCCGAAUUCCCAAUCCAAAUGCCAAUUCAUACAGAAUGACCGUUGAGGGCACUUACAACCAAGGCAUUUGUUCACUGACCACAACUGCUACAAUUAAUGUCAUAGUUACAAGAAAUCAGUCUCCACAGUGUACCCAGCAGAACAGAAUAGCUAUCAGUGAUUCCACAAGUAUCGGGACCAGGGUGUACACAAUGUCCGCCAGUGACCAGGACAUGGUGGGCACAAUGAUGUAUCGAGUGAUUGGGGAUACAUAUGGGCCAGGAUUCUUUACAGUUGAUCCAAGUACAGGAGUUGUUACCUCAAAUGCUAAUCUCAGAGAGGACUACCACACCACUUACACACUACGAGUUCUCGCCUACGACUCUGCCCUGCCCGAUGACACUUGUGAGAUGACUCUGGUGGUUACUGUGACAAGGAACCCCAACACUCCAGUGUGUCGGGGAACACCGUACAGCGUGACAUUGCCAGAAAACACCGCCGUUGGAACCGUUGUGCUCAAUGUCACUGCUACUGAUGCUGAUGGGGACUCUAUCCGGUACACUUUGUUAGAGGAGGGCGUGGCCUGGGACCGAUUUUACCUUCACCCGGAGAUUGGUCAGAUCUACUUGACCUCUUCCCUCCUGACUCUCUCCACCUCUGAGAUCAUCCUAACAGUACGAGCCUCAGACCAGGCAAUCCAAGCCAAGUUUUCUGACUGUCGGGUGACUAUCAACAUUGUAAGGGAUGAGAAUCCUCCUGUGUUCAUGAACCAGCCAUACAAGGUGAAGAUCUGUGACGACCAGCCGCUCAACCAGACCUUCUUCUCAGUGUCUGCCCUUGACAGAGAUCUUUCUGGUGUGCUUGUGUAUGAAACGAUCGGCAUCUACCCAGCUGAGGCCUUCUUUGGGAUCCGAACUAAUGGCUCAGUGUAUACUUACCGCUCCUUGAAAGACGAUGCCAUAGGCCGUGAAAGCUACACUCUGCGUGUGACUGUUUAUGACUCUUUCAACCCUCGUCGCAGAGAUACUGCGGAUGUUUUAAUCUUUGUUUGCCGCAACCAGAACGCCCCUGAGUGGACAGAAUUUGAGUAUUCAGCAAUAGUCACUGACAACUGUGAGAGUCUUGGAAAACCUGUGCUUCAAAUCAGUGCUACUGAUGCCGAUGGGGAUGCUGUGUCUUACUGCAUGGUUGAUGACAUGACUUAUGACCGGCUUGAUAAUAUGGCUGCUUCUGAAUUCUUCUAUCUGGCCAACGAUGGACACAUUUACAUCCAGAAAUCUAUCAGAAAUGCCCCACACAUUACAUACAAGUUUUCUGUAUGCGCCAAAGACAAUGGUCUCCCAUCAAGGACAAGCUAUGCUAAGGUGACAAUAACCGUCACAAGUGCCCAUCAGCCCAUGUUUGUAGACACACCCUAUUCCACAACCGUACAGGAGAAUGUAGACAAUGGAACAUGCAUCUUUGAUGUCAUGGCAACAGAUCCCGAUGGAAUGGGUGAUAUCAUGUAUGAGGUUGUUGGUUCCGGUCCUGCGGCCAGCUUCUUCACCGUUGACAACCAUGGUCGCAUUUGCACAAGAGGACCUCUGUACACUGCCAGGAAUUUGGUCUACACGCUGUGUGUUGUUGCCUAUGACAGUACCAGUUCAUGCCAGCGAGCCCAAGCAUGUGUGUCUAUAAAUGUCCUGAGGAACAUCAACCCACCUACCUUCAAUCCCGACCAUUACUACACCAGAGUCUCCGAGUGCACUGCCGUUGGCACAUCCCUUAUCAGUGUUACGGCCUCAGAUCUGGACUUGAAGGAUAAUGCCUGUUUGACAUACUCAUUGACUGGCAUGGAUGGAAGCCGAUGUGAUGAGAUGCUCUACGUUCACCCAACAACUGGCGUUGUGCACCUGGGACACAGUCUCUGUGACAUGGAAAUAGAUGCUCUACAGUGUAUGGUGGUUGUUGAAGACAAUGGGUACCCGCGCAGUAACCGUGCAAGCGCCGUUGUGAUGGUUGCUGUGGAGGGGGUUGCUAGGUGCGGUGUGGAGGGUUGCUACCAAGAGCACGUUCCACUGCCAGUGUUCACUUGUAAUCAUUACUACCUGGUCACUAUUCCUGAGGACAGGGCUGUUGAUACCGUCAUCAUUAAUGUUGAGGCUCAUCGGGAAGGCCUGCUGGGUCGCAUUGCAUAUGUGGAGGUUGGUGAUUACCCAGGCGACGUGUUCUUCAACAUUGACGAGGUUACAGGAGCAGUCAGUGUUGAGCGUGACCUCAGAACAGAUGGACUCAGGCUCAGCACUUACACGCUACGUGUUGCUGCCUAUGACACGGACAUGCCAGACUUCCGCUCCACUGCAAUAGUGUACAUCACGGUUCUGCGUAACGUCAAUGCCCCCCAGUUCUACCCUCCCAUAUAUCGUGUCAUCAUUGAUGAACAGACUGAUGUUGGCCAGUACAUUCUUUCGCUGAAUGUCUCCGAUCCUGAUGGUGACCAUCUGAGUUGCAUGUUAGUCAGCGAAGACGGUGUGCCGGUGACUGCCGUGUCCAGCCCAUACUUCCACAUUAACGAGGAGGCAUGUGCCGUGUAUGUCAACAGGGACCUCCAGACUGACCCCACAGACCAACAGGAAUAUGUGCUAUCUGUGAGAGCAACAGAUAAUCACCCGACAGUGCCCCAGGUAGCCAUGACAACCGUGUACGUUACGGUACUCCGGGACAUUGCUGCUCCACGAUUCACCAACCUGCCGACCUCCAUCAAUGUUGACGAAAACAGAGACGUUGGAAGUGUUGUGUACACUGUUACUGCUGUUGAUGACGAUCUGGAGGGCCGUAUUGUGUAUGCACUUGUUGGAGAGUUCCCCGUGCAGAGUUAUUUCAACCUGAACACGAGCACGGGAGCUGUCAGACUCCAGUACAGCCUUCUGUCUGACUCCCAACAAAACACCGUAUACACUGCCCGAUUUAUAGCCUAUGACAGUGCUAACCCAGGUCAGAGAGCCCAGUCAACUUUGAAUAUCCGUGUUGUACGAAAUGAGAAUGCGCCUGUGUACAACCCAAGUGUAUACAGGGAGACCAUCGCUGACACAUUCACUGUGGGACAACCUGUUGUCAAACUGACAGCAUCGGAUGCUGAUGGGGAUGGUAUUUUCUAUGUCAACAAUGGUGAUUCAGUCGAUCAGGAGUUCUUCUACUUGGCGCCUGAUGGCCAGAUCCUUCUGAGAAAGACACUGAUUGGAGAGUUCAGGAAUGAAUUUACAUUCACCAUCACUGCCCUAGAUAACCGCCCCCAGAUGGUGCAGCGUUCAGCUGAGGCAAGCGUUACCAUCAAUGUGCAGCGUGAUAGCGGACCACCACGUUUCGUCAAUGCCCCAUACUCUGUGUCCAUUCCCAUCAACCAGGACGUUAACACUACAAUCUUCACUGUCAGUGCUGUAGAUGAUGACUUGAAGGGCCAGUUAGUAUACAGACUGGAUGGUUUCCCAGUGAGCUCCAGUUACUUUGGUCUCAAUGUUGCCAAUGGAAACAUUUUCGUCAGGAGCAGCCUCAUCAACAAUUAUGCAAACGUCUACCAGUCGUACACAUUGCUGGUGACGGUAUAUGACAGUGGCUCCCCUUUGUUGGAGGUCCAGACAACCGUCACAAUAACCAUCAACCGAAACCUGCACAGCCCCAUCUUCCAGAGGCAGAACUAUGAGGCCACAGUCUAUGACUACGAACCAGUCGGCUCUGCAGUGGUUGUUGUCAAUGCGACUGAUGCUGAUGUAACCAGUCCAGAAAAUCUGGUCAUGUAUGACAUUGUGUCAACAAGUUCCAUCUCUGUGGCCCCAUUCGCCAUUCAUCCCAUCUCUGGUCUGAUCACCAUUAGCAGAGAACUUGGCUCAGAAACGCUGAACAAUUAUAGGUUGAUUAUAUCUGCGGAGGACCUGAGCUACCCAUUCCGCAGUGCGUCUGCCACAGUGAAUAUCGUUGUAAUCAGAAACAACAACUCUCCGAGUUUCUCCCGAACAACCGUUUACGAUGUCACCGUCAACGAGGAUCAAUCAAUCUUUGAUUCAAUCCUGGUUGUCACGGCAACAGACCCUGACGAGGGCAGGAAUGGGAAUAUCAGAUAUUCGGUUGUCAAUGUGACUGUCAUGGAUAAUGUCUUUGGAAUAAAUCCUGUCACUGGAGAGAUCUACACAAGAGUUUCACUUCAGGGUGUUGCUGAGGAUAUUUAUACGUUCGAAGUAAUGGCCAGUGACAACGGCAUUGUGCCACGUACAGCGGUGAUCCAAGUUACGAUACGUAUCACCCGAGAGGGCGCCCCCUACUUCCCAGACUAUGAAUACGAGGUCACCAUCCCCGAGAACACAAGAGUCAAUACAGAAAUCAUAACUCUUGCAGCAGUCAACCCAGGAUCUUCGGUACCCCUGGUGUACGAGAUAACAAACGAGAGUGAUGCUCCUGACCAGUUCUCCAUCAAUUCUGCCAAUGGACGCUUGACUCUUGCUCAGUCUCAAGAGGGCAAGGAUGUGUAUGCAUACCUGGUACGUGUUACGGCAACCAGGAGAAAUCAGCCAACUUCUGAAGCACAUGCAAUAGUGCGGAUUUAUGUGACCAGGAACAGUGCACCACCCUCCUUCCAGCAUGGGGAUCUUGUGUACAACCUCAGUGAGGACCAGCCCCUGGGCGUGUCCUUUGGAGAAGUCAUAGCAAGUGAUGUGAACUUUGGAGCGAAUGGUGAGAUCUGGUACAGUAUUACUGGUACUCAAGCCAUACCUGCAGAGGCAGUGGAGUAUUUCUAUGUGGACAUGAACACCGGUCUUCUCACCACCAUCAAACGCCUUAGUGAGGAUCCUGACCUACCCAACAGUUAUGUGUUUUAUGUGGUGGCCUCAGACCGAGGAGUGCCGAGUUUGUCAUCAUCUGUCCGUGUAACUGUCAACGUUAUCCGGAACAGGAAUGCCCCAGUUUUCCGGGACGAUGCAUAUGAAAUCACCAUUAGUGAGUUCACAGGUGUUGGCAGGAGCGUACUGCAAGUGAUUGCUGAUGAUGCUGACAAUCAUGUGGUUACAUACUCGGUAGUAUCUGGAUCAUUCAGCACAUACUUCACCAUCAACUCUGGUACCGGUGUGAUCAGCGUGAGUGGCGACCUCACUCAGAGUGGAAUCUCCACUUUCGUGAUGACAGUUGAGGGCAGAGACAAUCCUGGCUCCACAGCUGUUUCCCGGGCUUCUCGUGUUGUAGUAACAAUCAUAAUUACCCGUAACCCCAAUGGUCCGGUGUUUUCCCGCACUAACUACAAUGCCACCAUCUCCGAGUACCUUGGCGUGGACCAGAAUGUUAUACAAGUUCUGGCGACCGAUAAUGAUCUCCCGGUUACUGGCAGUGGACUUGUACAGUACAGUAUUGUUGCGAGCACCUACACACCGCCGAAUGGCUUUGGCCAGUUUGCCAUCGACAGCGAGAUUGGUCUCAUCACCCUUAGUCAACCUCUCACAAGGAACAAUGUGCCGGAUAUAUUCAGGCUAACCGUCGUGGCGAAGGAUGGAGCGUGGCAACCUAAGUCAGCAACAGCAACUGUGACGGUGAACAUCAUCCGUAACAACUACACUCCAACUUUUGGCCAAACAGAAUACAGGGCCACGAUUUCUGACCAGUGGUCAGUGGGAGAUAAACUUUUUGUUACAACAGCCACUGAUGCCGAUCGUACCAUUACUGUCAGCCGAGAUACGCCUAAUGCAGAGUUUGACUACAGUAUUGAUUCACAGAACACAGAUGCAAAUACGUUCUUCUACAUGUCAGGAGACGGCACACUGCAAGUGAGAAGGUCACCCCUGCAGACAUUCGGAACAAGGACAUUCCAGUUUGACAUUAUUGCUCAAGACAGAAGUUGGCGACCCAGAGCUGGUCGAGCCACAGUGACAGUCACUGUCUCAUACACGGAUAUCAAUCGCUCUGUGGGCUUCAGACUGCCUGCCAAGUACAUUGAGAUCUCUGAGAGCCUAGUUAACGCCACUGUUCAGGAUAUCACACUUACAACACUCGACGUGAUCAACUAUAGUAAUGAUCUCAACCUUGUCUGUGAAAUUCUGGAGGUCAACAGGAUCAACUAUAAUAAUCCAUCAGUAUCUGGUUUAUUUGCUGUGAACACAAAUGCAAACAACCAGGACUGUGACCUGCGUGUGACUGGUCGUCUGGAAGCCGAGGUAACAAGGACAUGGAACAUCACCAUAGCCGUGCGUCAAGUCAGCAGAGGAAAGAGACAAAUCGAACUGAUGCCUGUGUACCCAGCAUAUGCUAUCACAUACGUGUACUUGACUGUGCUGGAUGCCAAUGAUAACAGCCCGGUGUUCCAGUACCCGGUAUACCCAAGCAUCUCUAACAGCGGAAACAACAGAAUAGACACAAACUUCUACAUUGGGGCCAUCCCUCAGUAUAACUCUGGAAAAUUUGUGCCCGUCCAACUAAUGGCUACAGAUGCCGAUCUGUAUGAUCUUGGCCGUGUAACAUACAGCAUUUCUACUAAUGACAUCAACAACAAUGCUUUGCCAUUCUCUGUCAAUGUCAUCGAUGGUCACAUCAGAGCUAUGCAGGAGUUUACCAGGAACGAUGUAACGAACCAGUACAGGUUUACAGCCACUGCCUCGGACAACCCUGACAACUCUGAUCUACAGAGGUCUACUGAAACUAACGUCAUCAUUGAUGUGAUCCAGUCGGUGAACCGUUUCGUCAUGGUUUUGAACACCAACACGACAAGGGUCAGCACCAAUCUCGAACUGAUCCGUCGGGGAAUGCAAAGUGCUAUUGGCAGAAUUGUCCUCAUCGAGGGUUUGAACUACCGUCGCACGUUGACCUCUGGAAUCCUGGGAUUGAACCAGCAGGAGACAGAUGUGACCUUUGUGGUCGUCAAUCACUUGAACAACUAUCUCCUGUACUCAAACAUCAAUAAUGACCUGAAUCUGAUCUCCUCAAACAAUGACGUCGUCAACAGAAUUCGACAGGCCAUUAGCAACUACGCCUUACUGGAAGAGAUCAGAGGACCAAUUGCUGCUGAUGUCAUCAUAGGAGUGUCAGACGAGCUGUUAUCAGUAGGAAGUCGCCCAAGCAAGUCGUACGUCUGGUGGGCUGAAGACCCGUGGGCAGGCUUUGUGGCCCUCUCCUGUAUUAUCAUCAUCCUUGGGCUAAUCUCCAUCAUCAUUCUCCUGAAUCAGUGGAGCAGGUACACGACCUACCUGUCUAACUACCGUCAGUACCGGUACUCAAAAUACACAUCUGUACACGCCCCUGACUUUGACUCCUCUCCCAAGUUCCUGCAUGAGUACGAGGCUCAGCCUCAGUAUAGAACUGCUGGACAAGGAAAUGCUGUGUUCAUUCCUGAAGAGGAGGCUGUCAGUCAGGGCGUAGCAAACCCUGCCUACGACAAUGCUGAGUACAGAAUCGAGACAGAUGUACAAAGAAUUGUCCAUUACUAGAUCAACAGCCACUAAAUGUACAGGAAGGGAAUAAAAAAGUCACUGAAAAUAACAACUUAAAAAUGGACAUUUGUUUUGAAAAUGUUGUGCAUUUUUUAUAUUUAGAUACCGAUUCUUGUUGACUUUUGCUCAUCCUGUUUAAUAAAAAACAACAGUGACAAUUUGGUUCUUACAUAUAAAUGACUGAUACGAAAGAUGUAAAGUGUAGCCUAAAGUUCCUUCCAUUUAAUCAGAUUCUCCUAUAAAUAGCCUUCAUUUACCAUAGUAUAUUCUAUAUUGUAUUAGCCAAGUGUGAGUAGAACAAAGUGUAUAAAUCAAAAUCUGUAACCAGCUUACAUUUUGACAAUUGAACUGGUACCAUUAUGUUAUCAAUGUUUGAAAAAAUAUUGUAAGUUCUGUACUUAUUAUUAUUCAUAUACAUUUUUUUCCCUUUUUCAUGCUCAGUAAAUUUUUAUAAAAUGAUUAAUUUCUAUUUGCUCAGUUGUUGCUAUUUACCUAUACAACUUGCAACUGUUUUGUAUAUUUUUAUUUUUGAUAUAUUUUACUUAGAAAACUUACACAUAUGAAGAUAUAUUAUAACAUGGCAUUCUUGAACCAUAUUGUUCAAUGUCAAACUACUCCCAGAAUAGUGCUUUCAUGUGAAUGCAUAAUAAAUCUUAUAAUAAAAUUAUUAAUCCAU